UCAGAUCUUCUCUGUCUCUGUAGUCUAUUAUUUUACCUUUUUUAGGAAUCUCAUUCUGGCAUUUUCUUGCUUUUUGACUCUCCUAAUAAUUGUUUCAUUGUAGUUCCCAUUUAAAUUGAUAAACUACUAUUUGUCAUUGCUUGGAAAGAAAAAAUGUGAUUUGCACCAAUAGCAACCAACUAUAUGUAGAUGAUCUGGCUUUUUAUUUUGUGAAGCUAUAAAAGAUUAUCUCAAAAAGAUCAUUCUGCAUCUUAAAGUGUUUUGUGGUUUCUAACAUUGGUCAUUCAACUCUUGGUUUAUUUUUUAUUUUUUGUUGAGUUACCUAGAUCAUGGUCCAUCAAAAAAGGGGGAAAAGACACCCUUUGGUGGCCUAAAGUUUGUUCUAUUUAAUCAUGGUACUUCUGCAGUCCAUAUAAUAUGCUUUAUGCUUGUCACUAGUAUAGUUUGAUACAAUUCAUGCUUGGGAGUUUAUAUCAUGUUUCAGUUCAGAAUUCAAAUGUUAUUUUGGAUGUGUGGUUCAUAUCAAAAUUUGAUUUUGAUGAGAUGGUUAACAAAAUAUCAAAUUUCACAAAGUAUAUUCGUUGAAAUUUUUGAAAAUGGGAAGUAUGAAGAUGGCCAGUCAAAUAAGAAAAGGGUCAUAUGUUUGAGGUGUAUCUAUUCUGGACAGCUAUAUUCUUGACAGUAUUCAUGAUUGUUAGAUAUACAAUAUUUGAUUUUUUUUAUUGAAUAUAAGGUAGAGCAAUGAUAUUCACACUCCACUUGUGAGAGGCUAAAAGACAAAAAAUAGAGUGAUAAGUUUACAAGAGAAUGGGAAUAUCAUUUCUAUUAAUGCUUUACUGAACAGGAACAUGGUUGGUUUUUAUUGUAUUGCAUACUCACUCAUACUUUGUUUCAUUGUCUAUUUUUCUUUCAGCUUGAGAUCCUCUGUAAUUUGGUGAUGUGGAGAAGAAAAAAAUGUUCAGUGUGACUGCUAGGUUAAUGACCAAACAUGUGGUUGGACUUGGCCUUGGGGAGAUUUGUCAUUAUCAACCAGAAAAGGGUUGUCCAUUUCCCAUUGGGAAGAACACAAAAUGUCAUAACAGUUGUCAAUCUCCUCAAAGCUUCUUCUCUUUCUUGGUGUCUCCCAAAUCUCCAAAAAACCCACAAAUCCCUGAAACGCCCAGGUUCAACUUCUCAACAAGUUUUCUAAUUCUGGGUAAGCCUCAAAUGAAUCCCUUUUUAGCAUUAAUAACAUUAGUCAUAUACCUGGCUAAUAUUUAAUUUUUGUUGGACUACUUGCUUCAAUUUGUGAUGGUUUGAUUUUAUUUUAUUUAUUUUUUUUUGGGUAA
This is a messenger RNA of Camellia sinensis, 1328 nucleotides long. The record is from RefSeq and is a predicted model, not a curated record. Lineage: Eukaryota; Viridiplantae; Streptophyta; Magnoliopsida; Ericales; Theaceae.